AUGGCUUCUGAAACCUUUGAGUUCCAGGCUGAGAUCUCUCAGCUUCUCUCCCUCAUUAUCAACACCGUCUACUCGAACAAAGAGAUUUUCCUUCGAGAAUUGAUCUCCAACUGUUCCGAUGCGCUUGACAAGAUUCGCUAUGAGGCUCUUUCAGACCCAAGCAAGCUUGAUUCCAACAAAGAUCUCCGCAUCGAUAUCAUUCCCAACAAGGAAAACAAGACUCUCACCAUCCGGGAUACUGGUAUUGGUAUGACCAAGGCUGACCUCGUUAACAACCUUGGUACCAUUGCCCGCUCCGGCACCAAGCAAUUCAUGGAAGCACUCACCGCUGGUGCUGAUAUUUCUAUGAUUGGACAAUUUGGUGUUGGUUUCUAUUCCGCUUAUCUCGUCGCAGACAAAGUCACCGUCAUUUCGAAGCACAAUGACGAUGAGCAAUAUAUCUGGGAGUCUAGCGCCGGAGGUACUUUCACAUUGACUCAAGACACCGAGGGUGAGCCCCUUGGUCGUGGUUCCAAGAUCAUCCUUCACCUCAAGGAUGAGCAGACCGACUACUUGAAUGAGAGCAGAAUCAAGGAAGUCGUCAAGAAACACUCCGAAUUUAUCUCUUAUCCUAUCUACCUCCACGUCUUGAAGGAAACUGAAACCGAAGUUCCCGAUGAGGAUGAAGGAGAAACCAAGGCUGAAGACGAUGACACCAAGGAGGCUAAGAUUGAAGAAGUUGACGACGAGGAAGAAGAGAAGAAGGCCAAGAAGACCAAGAAGGUCAAGGAAUCCAAGAUUGAAGAAGAGGAACUCAACAAGACCAAACCAAUCUGGACCCGUAACCCAGCCGAUAUCACCCAGGAAGAGUAUGGCUCUUUCUACAAAACUCUUUCCAAUGACUGGGAGGACCAUCUUGCUGUCAAGCACUUCUCCGUUGAGGGCCAGCUCGAAUUCCGUGCCAUCCUCUUCGUUCCCAAGCGUGCUCCAUUCGACCUUUUCGAGACCAAGAAGACCAAGAACAACAUCAAACUCUAUGUCCGCCGUGUCUUCAUUACUGAUGAUGCCACCGAUCUCGUCCCUGAGUGGCUCAGUUUCAUCAAGGGUGUCGUCGACUCCGAAGAUCUUCCGCUCAACUUGUCUCGUGAGACUCUCCAGCAAAAUAAGAUCAUGAAGGUCAUUAAGAAGAACAUUGUCAAGAAGUCCCUCGAGCUUUUCAACGAAAUCGCUGAGGACCGCGAAAACUUCGACAAGUUUUACAGUGCUUUCAGCAAGAACAUCAAGCUCGGUAUCCACGAGGACUCCCAGAACCGCCAGAAUCUUGCCAAGCUUCUUCGCUACCACUCUACCAAGUCCGGUGAUGAGACCACCUCCCUCACUGACUAUGUUACCCGUAUGCAAGAGCAUCAGAAGCAGAUGUACUACAUCACCGGCGAAUCUCUCAAGGCUGUUCAGAAGUCUCCCUUCCUUGACUCGCUCAAGGAGAAGGACUUCGAAGUGUUGUUCCUUGUCGACCCAAUUGACGAAUAUGCCAUGACUCAACUCAAAGAAUUCGACGGCAAGAAGCUCGUUGAUAUCACCAAGGACUUCGAACUUGAGGAGACCGAGGAAGAAAAGAAGGCCCGCGAGGCUGAAGAGAAGGAAUAUGAAGGCCUUGCCAAGACUCUCAAGAACGUCUUGGGCGACAAAGUCGAGAAGGUCGUCGUUUCCCACAAGCUGAUCGGUUCUCCUUGCGCUAUUCGCACUGGUCAGUUCGGUUGGUCCGCCAACAUGGAGCGUAUCAUGAAGGCGCAGGCCCUCCGUGAUACCUCUAUGAGCUCCUACAUGGCUUCCAAGAAGACUUUCGAAAUUUCUCCCCGUUCCGCCAUCAUCAAGGAGUUGAAGAAGAAGGUCGAGCAGGAUGGUGAGAACGACCGCACUGUUAAGUCCAUCACCCAGCUCCUCUACGAAACCUCACUUCUUGUCUCUGGUUUCACAAUUGACGAGCCCGCUGGCUUCGCUGAGCGCAUCCACAAGCUUGUGUCUCUUGGUUUGAACGUUGAUGAGGAGGCCGAGACCACCGAGGAAAAGGCUGAAGAAGCUGCCGCUGCUACUGAGGCCACUGGCGAAAGCGCCAUGGAAGAGGUUGACUAG
Messenger RNA from Uncinocarpus reesii 1704, 2112 nucleotides. Its product is annotated as heat shock protein 82. Lineage: Eukaryota; Fungi; Ascomycota; Eurotiomycetes; Onygenales; Onygenaceae. The transcript is spliced from 3 exons. Gene Ontology annotation, biological process: protein stabilization; protein folding; cellular response to heat. Gene Ontology annotation, cellular component: protein-containing complex; plasma membrane; perinuclear region of cytoplasm. Bases 1 to 2112 code for a protein of 703 amino acids. The record is from RefSeq and is a predicted model, not a curated record. Gene Ontology annotation, molecular function: ATP binding; ATP-dependent protein folding chaperone; ATP hydrolysis activity.